GCCAAAGAUACUAAACUCAAAGACAAAGCUGCUACUGUUGGGAUUACCUAAACCUAACAUCGCCCACGUGGACUCUGUUCUGGAUUACAAGAUCAAGAUCAAGGACUUCGAGUCGUAAAGAUUAAGGAAGGAGUUCGCUCACUCAAAUCAAAUGAGGCAGCUUAGGACAAACAUCAUACAUAGUAUAUAUGCAUACACAUAAGAAACAAGCGCGGUUGGAAUUGAUGUCUGGUUGUUCCGAGGAGGAGGGGGUUUCGUUCUCGGACGCCGAUCGUCGCGGUUACGAAGGAGGCAGUGACGACGAUUCCGAAAUGGGGAAGAGUCAACUUCGCAGAAGACGAAGGGUUAGUGAUUUUGGGAAGGUGGUUGUGCGUCAAUUCGCGAAAGCGAAGAAGCAAAUACGCAGAGUCAGAAGCAGAAAGAGUCUUCUUGCGAAAUCGCGUCAGGGGAACGAAGAAGGUAAGGUGAUUGUCGUCGACGGUGAUAGUGGAGGAAGAAGGAGAGGGAAUGGGUGUGGGUUUUGUUUUUCGCGGCCCAAAGUGUUGGAAUCACCUAAUGAGUCUCCCACGAGUGAUCCCAAUGACCCUAAUUUCACUCAGGCCAUGUUGAGAACUUUGAUGGAUAAGAAUGAUUUCUAUUCCAAAGAAUGCAACCCUCAUUUGGAUUAGUUACUAUUUUAGAUUCCUUGCGUUCGAUUGGGUUUUAGGAUAAUCUGCUCAAUAUGAAGUGGUGUAAGUAAAAUGAUGAAAUUGUGACAUUAUGAUGGCUCGUAAGGGAGGUAAUUGGAUUAUCAAUAAAAGUGGUAGAGAUGUUACUUGAGAGGCUGGAACUGUGUAAUGUCAGACCCUCAUUUGCAUUUUUGUUUUUAGAGAAAUGUGGUGUAAGAACUUAUAGACAGGAAACUUGCUGCAAUUCAAUGCUUAUGGAUUCAAGAGUUGGAACGGGUUAAUAUGGAUUGGAGAAUGGAUGGUUGCUUGAUCAAGUGCUGCUGUUGGAGAGGGUGGUGAAAUUUGGAUUCUUUGAUAUUCUGGGGGUUUCUACUUGUCCCAAUUUGGAGAAGUGGUGUACAUAUGAAUACUGAAAUUUUUUGAAGGCUGUUAUUUGCAUAAUCUCUUUCUAGCCGUCAGCACUUUUUGAUUGGUUUUCUCGUGCGUGCAAAUUUUUGGUUCAGCUUGUUAGAGGUCUUGAGUGGUUGCAAUUUAUGGAAUUUUUUUGGCAUUGCAACCUGAGAUAAAUUGUUUUGAAAAUCAGUUUGUUCUGAUUUUUUUAUAACUCAUGUCCUCAUAUGUAUUUGAUGAGAUUUGGAAAUGACAAUGGUUCCCAUUCUUGAGUCU
This is a messenger RNA of Vigna angularis (adzuki bean), 1334 nucleotides long. RefSeq lists its product as uncharacterized. NCBI's taxonomy places the organism in Eukaryota, Viridiplantae, Streptophyta, Magnoliopsida, Fabales, Fabaceae. The transcript is spliced from 2 exons. The coding region runs from base 189 to 668 and encodes 159 amino acids. The record is from RefSeq and is a predicted model, not a curated record.